This is a messenger RNA of Durusdinium trenchii, 933 nucleotides long. The record is from the annotation of a GenBank genome assembly. NCBI's taxonomy places the organism in Eukaryota, Dinophyceae, Suessiales, Symbiodiniaceae.
GAAACGCUUUGUUGAUCUGUGUUGAAUGAGCAAACACCCGGAGCCAUGCCAAAGCGGUCCAGGUUCACUCGCGUUGACACCCUGAGCGACGCAGAGUUGGAUGAGAGGGAACGAGAAUUGGAAACCGAGUCCUGGCAGAGAAGAGGUCAUGGAACACCCAAGAGGUCCUGGCAGGUAACCGGAUUGAACCGCCUUUUUUUCCACAGAGGAAUCGUUGGAAUCGUGGGAUCUUCUCGGCAAUUUUGUGGGGUGUGCAUGAGUAUGUGGAUGAGAUACGUUGUACAUGUGAAAAUAGACAUAACAUAACUUAAUUGGACGUCCCUGUUUAUCGUGAUGCCCGCCGUCAAGGCACUCCGUCAACGGAAUGAAGCGCUGAAUUCCAAAAGGAGUUCCCUUGGAGAGAAGUUCACACCCUUGGGCGACCAUCAGAAAUUCAAGGAGAUGCAAAAUUUCAAGCAGCUCCGAGACAGGGAAAGAUAUCUCCUCCAGGAAGUUCAGGAAGAGAAGCGCCGACGAGCUGAGAAGGCAGAGGCGCAAAGGGCCACAGCACCGAACGCAGAGAUGUCAGCGGCCAUCGCCGAGUACUUUGCGCAGCAGAAGCAGUCAGGACCUGCCGAGAAGGCCGAAAAGGCUGCUCGGAAGAUGUCUGCAAGCAUUGCCAAGACAGCACAGAUCCAUCCUUCGUUGGCCAGUGUCUAUGCAAAUGCAGCGCCGGCGGCACCCGCUGCACCGGCUUCGGCUUUCGCGGCAGCGGCCGUUCCGCAGCAGGAUGCAGGUGCCUAUGAAAUGGAUCCUCAGCAAGCCGCAGCUGUCACCACCGUGCCCCCUGUGUCCACGUCCGCGGCGCCGGCACCCAGCUGGGCGGCGGUGGCCGCACUGCCCGCCGCCUUCCGGGCCCGGGCGCUGGCGACCAUGGCCGAACGGCGCGCGUAG